Camelus dromedarius (Arabian camel) is the source of this 2676-nucleotide messenger RNA. It is a transcript of the gene DCTN5, whose product is annotated as dynactin subunit 5. NCBI's taxonomy places the organism in Eukaryota, Metazoa, Chordata, Mammalia, Artiodactyla, Camelidae. The record is from RefSeq and is a predicted model, not a curated record. Gene Ontology annotation, cellular component: dynactin complex. The coding region runs from base 93 to 596 and encodes 167 amino acids. The transcript is spliced from 6 exons.
GUGGCGCAGCCGGAAGUAGCCUUAGUCCGGGGUAGACAGACCGGCGGGCUGACUUUGACAGGAGCCGGAGCUGUGCAGAGGAAUUGCUGGCCAUGGAGUUGGGCGAGCUGCUUUACAACAAAUCCGAGUACAUCGAGACGGCAUCUGGGAACAAAGUUAGUCGCCAGUCUGUGUUGUGUGGAAGUCAGAACAUCGUUCUCAAUGGCAAGACCAUUGUGAUGAAUGACUGUAUCAUCCGAGGGGAUCUGGCAAAUGUAAGAGUUGGACGGCAUUGCGUGGUGAAAAGUCGGAGUGUCAUAAGGCCACCAUUCAAGAAAUUCAGCAAAGGCGUUGCAUUCUUUCCUUUACAUAUCGGGGACCAUGUCUUUAUUGAGGAAGAUUGUGUGGUCAACGCAGCUCAGAUUGGCUCUUAUGUUCACGUUGGCAAGAACUGUGUGAUUGGGCGCCGGUGUGUGUUGAAAGAUUGCUGCAAAAUUCUUGACAACACAGUGUUACCCCCAGAAACUGUAGUUCCACCGUUCACCGUCUUCUCAGGCUGCCCAGUGGAAGUCAUGUUGCACACAGAGGCACAUCACAGAUUCACAGAUGGAAGAUGAUGGGAGGAGAGAGAUUUGAUGAUAUAUGACAUCUACUGCUGGGUGGUUUCAUUGUUUUUCCAAUAAAAAAAAAAAUCUCAUUACUCAGAUCAUUGAAUAUGAAUUUCAAAGAUGUACAGAAUCAUUCAGAUUCUUUGGGGAGGAAAUUGGCCAUUCUGCUGUUUCAUGCAUGUCUGCGUUUGCAGGCAGAAGAGGAAGAGUCUUUUGUUCAGUAAUUCUCUCCAUACUGGGUUCCCAGUGUGAAAAAGUUUAAUAGUUCUUAGCAAGUGCUCGGUCAGAGCAGUCUCGGCGAUUGUUGUAAGUGGUUGUCAGACAAGCAUCUGGUCUGAGGUGGGAAGUGUACUGCUGGAGAAAUAUCUUAAUCUCUUUUAACUUACUCAGUGUCCUUAGAAGCAGCCUAUGGUCUCUGAGCACUGAUGGCAGAUAGCAGCGAGGCACUGUGUGGAGGUUCGGCCUCGGACCUUAGAGAUUGUUGUAUAGAUGAGGGAACUGAGGCCUAGAGAGGCUGAGUUGUCCAGUGCAUCGGAGCUGGUUAGUGGGAAAGUGUUGACAAGCACUUAAGACUCCUUAUUUAGAGUCCAGCACUUUUUGCACUACGAUACUUCCCAUGUUUAUUUUACGUAGUUUCACAGACAGGUGCUAACCAUCUAGACACUGUUGUUGGCAAUCUCCCUCUUUAAUAAAGGGGCAUAGGGUUGCAGGAAAACUAGCAUGUUUUCAGAGGGCUCCACAGCAUGAAACCACGUUAAAAUGAAAGGUAAACCAUCCAGAGAGGAUCUGGGUUAGGAAUCAAAAACUCAGAUGCCCACAGGAGCCAGGCAGAUCAUGGAAAUGAUUGAAGAAAUAGCCUAUCAUAGCUGUUUAAGAAUACAGGCUUAAUAUUAUGAGAACUUCUGAUGUUUCACAGGAGGCUAAAAAUCUGAAUUUUUAUGUGAUAUUUCUGAAUUUUUAAUUGUUGACUACAAAUUUUAAAAAAAGAGUAAAUACUGUGCAGACUAAACAUGUAAAAAAAGAUUAAAUACUGUGCAGACUGAACAUGGGCUGCUAAUUUGUAAAAGGUGCCUGUGAGGAUUGUGUAUCUUUUAAGACCAUAUUUUGUGUCCUACCUGUUACUUUCUCUCUGUAUAUAUACAAGUCCACAUGUAUGUGGUUUUGUAUGUAUAUGAGCAUAUAGAUAUGUGUGUAUAUAUUGCUGUAUAUAAUGUGAAAAUGUUUUUAACAUAUAUGAACAGAAUCACACUCUCUACUCUGUUAGGAAGCUUGCUUCCUCAACAGUAUAUCUUGGGCAUCUUGUCAGUGUGGAGAGAUUCACCUCAUUCUUUUUAAUGAUUACAUGGUUUUCAUUGCAUCAAUGUCCCACAGUGUGACUAAUCAUCCGCUGAUAUAAUGGAUCAAAAGAAGUUGUACUUGGCUUUUCAUUAUUAGAAACUUGGCUGCAUUGAUGCUUUUGUACAUGUAUUGUUGCAAUUGGGCAAGAUUAUCUGUGGAAUAAAUUCUCAGAAGUUGGAUUUUAAGAGUACAGGAUAUGAACUUUUAAAAGUUUUGCGAGAUAUUCCUGAAUUGCUCAAGUGGAGUUUAUACUUACACCUGUAGUGUAUGGAAGUGCCUCUUUCCCAGAAAUUCUUAAAUAGGAUUCCCCAUCUUCUCUCUUUCUAUAGGGCAUUUCUGUUCUACUCUCAUCCAUGAGUUGUCUGUGUCUAGUUUCAUUGCUAUGAAUAGCAGGGCAGUGUCUUUUCUCAGGAGCGCUCACCUUGGCUUGACCAGCAGGUGUCACACCAAAAUCCAGGGGGUGGACAAAUCCUUGUCUAGAACAACCCCUGCUGUAGUCAGAGAUGCUUUAACUCUUCAGAUCGUGCGGUAAUACACUAACCCCUUCUACUUGGAAUAUAUUUCUGCAUUUUGGGAACAGUGUUACUUGUUGCCCACACACACACAAAUUCACAUCACCUUGAAGGUAUGGUCAGUAGAAAUAUUCUGUCAGCACCAAAGAUGGAAAACCUAGUGUUUAGACAUUCAUGACUUCAGAAAGGGGGCUUCUAGGGGUUUGAGCAGAAGUCAGAGCUCCUCUGGCUCCUCCCUC